Molecule: messenger RNA, 1938 nt
Organism: Anopheles bellator
Lineage: Eukaryota; Metazoa; Arthropoda; Insecta; Diptera; Culicidae
Exons: 3
Coding region: 1-1938 (645 amino acids)
Molecular function (GO): catalytic activity
Source: RefSeq, a predicted model, not a curated record
AUGGCGGCGACGGUGGCGACAGUGGCGACGGCGCCGACAAUGGAGACAACAAAGACUCCGACGGUGGAGGUGACGAGGACGACAGCGGCAAAAACGCCGCUGGAAGAAGAGCUGCAGAAGGAGAGAGAGAACAGCAGAAUGCUCUCCUCUCAAAUCUCUCAACUGGAGAAUCAGUUAGAGAAAAUGCAGCAGCAGCUACAGGAGUUGCAACAGCAAUUCCAGCAGCAACAUCAGCAGCCUGCGCCGCAGCGCGAACCUCCGCAGCAGCAGCCGCCCGCGCCGCAGCAGCGGCCGCCAUCGGGGAAGCAGCCGCCAACAGAGAAGGCGCAUCCACAGACGUUGGAGCAGCGGCUGGCCGGGUUCCAGGAAAGCAUCCUGGCCCGGAUGGCGUCGUUCGCGGCGGAUCUGCUGGGGACGCAGCCCCUGCAGCAGCAGCCGAAGCGGAAGCUGAAACUCUCCCAGAAGCAGCGAGAGCGGCAGCUGGACCUGUUGCAUCUGAUGCAGGAGUUGAUGCAUCUGAUCCAGCAGCAGCAGCAACCGCAACAGCAACAGUGGGAGCAGCGGGAACGGCAGAGGCAGCCCUCUCAACUGCGGCGACAGCGGGUCGCGCAGCAGCAGCAGCAGCAGCGGGUGGAGAACCCUCGGCCGCAGCCAACGACGACGGCGACAGCGCCCGAGCCCAGGCCAGCCUUUACGGCCGAGGGGUACCCCGCCCUGCCACAGGCCAGUGCGCCGGUGGAGGAUCUGUCCAGCUGGGCGGUCGUGGCGCGGCACCGCCCCCACACGGCCCGGGAAGCUCCGACUGCCAGUGCGUCUCGUCCGCAGCAGCAGCAACAGCAGCAGCGCCCAUCGCAGCGGGGCUGGAGCAGCCGUCUCCAGCGUGAUGUCGUGAGGGUCGCGCCGGUAGAGGGCGAGUCGUACGCAUCGCUUUUUGCCAGAGUGCGGGGCAGCGAAGCGGUCAAGCUGGCCCAGCGGAGGGUGCACCAGAGCUCCCAGGGCCACAUGCUUGUGGAGGUGCAACGGAGAGCUGAUGCAGCGGAGUGCGCCGCAACCAUCCGCGCGCUGGUUGGGGAGGCUGGCAGCACCACCCUGCUAGGCCCGAAGGCGACGGUGAUCGCCAACGGCCUCGACCACGAGGCCACACCAGAGCUGGUGGCAGCGGGACUGUCGGCGCUGCUGCCAAAUGGCGAGGCCGUCGAUCCGGCCAGCGUGCACCUGCGGAUGCACCCCAACGCCACCCAGAAGGCGAACGUGGUGCUGCCCGCCCGGCUGGCGGCGCAGUUGGCGGAAAAGCGUCUCCUGCUGGGGAUGGCCAGCGUCAGGCUGCACGUGGCGGAGCCAGUCCCACUGACCGGGAUGCUCAACAUCAUUCAGCUGAACCUGCGCCACACGGGCGUUGCCCGGGACCUUGUGGUGCAGGCGAUGAGGGAGCGCCGCGCAGACGUCGCCCUGCUGUCGGACGUCGGGUCGCGGACAAGUUGGAUAGCCGAUGCUCGUGGCUGGGCCGCCAUCGCACCCGGUAGCCGGCACCCAGUCCAGCAGGUGCUGUGCACCUCUGUCCCCGGCUUGGCAGCAGCAGUGAUGCGGGGUGUUACCCUCAUCAGCUGCUACGCGCCUCCAUCCCUGAGCAUGGAGCAGUUCGAGGACCUGCUGCAGGGUGUGGAACUCCUGGCCCAAAACAGCUCCCGUUGCGUUGUCGGGGGCGAUUUCAACGCUUGGGCCACGGAGUGGGGCAGCCGGAUGCUCAACGCCAGGGGAGCAAGGCUGCUGCAGUUGGCCGAUCGGAUGGGUCUGCGAGUGCUGAACCGGGGCAACACCCCGACGUUCCUGGGCGCAGGUGCGGCGUCGCCGUCCAUUGUGGACGUGUCGCUGGCAUCUUACAGCCUCGCAGACACAGGAGAUUGGCCAACUGCAGCAGCCUUGCUCCCCUGGCGUUGA